Messenger RNA from Anguilla anguilla (European eel), 6166 nucleotides. RefSeq names its product BTB domain containing 8 (gene btbd8). The coding region runs from base 903 to 5798 and encodes 1631 amino acids. Gene Ontology annotation, molecular function: protein binding. NCBI's taxonomy places the organism in Eukaryota, Metazoa, Chordata, Actinopteri, Anguilliformes, Anguillidae. The record is from RefSeq and is a predicted model, not a curated record. The transcript is spliced from 19 exons.
AUUCAGUGGAAGUCAAUCAUCACUAAGGUAAACUGUAGGUAGUGUGCAUGUGUUGAGUCGUAGCAGCCUAUACGGAUGCAAGUAUACCUUUAUUGUGAAUUUAAAUAUAAAUACAUCGUGUUGUAUCAACCGGGUUCUGUAGAUCAAUGAAUUUAUUUUAUUAAAAGCACAGCAUCCAGUCAUUAGCAUGUUAGCUAACUUGCUUUGUCACUAAUGAUAGACUAGUUAUGCUUGGGUGUAGUUUUACGUAGCCAGCUAAUGCUAUCAAAUGCUAAACAGUCCUGUCUUAGUAGGUGGAUGUUUUUAUUAGGAGAGUUGUUGGCUUGCAAGCUAGCUUUCACAGACGUUUUUAUCAGAGACGUAUGUGAGGUCGUAUGACUAGAAAACUGUGGACUGUACGGACAGUAUUUGUUUUCUAAUUUGUAGCUAUAGGCUAGUCUACUUCGUCAUUCUGAAGUCAUGAUGUGAAAUGCAAUGUUUGCUAGUUGGCUAGCUACUUGGCUAGCCAAUUCAGAGCAGUGCAUUUUGUGUUGACGCAUGCAACAUCGUAGUAAUCGCAUGGAUACAAUGCUGACGGUAACUGGAUACAAGUGAAUGCAUUAAAAUAGGGUUUGCAGCCCGGUUGUCUUCACCAGGUAGUGCUUGCGUUUUUUGUUUUUCCUAGCUUGCGGACUAAUCGAGACGGGAUAGUCCAUGUAGUGAAGUGAAUAAGCAGAAAUAGCUAGCUAGCAGUUAAUUUCAACUUAGAGGAUCAUUUGACACAUGGCUCGGGGAUCAUGAGAAGAAUAUCUCAAGGCUGCGUCUCACUACAGUGUACCAUCAAUCCUGCUCAGCAGGAACGAUUAUCCAGGAAGCCAUUGUGGUGCUGCUAAUGUGUGGAAUUUUUGGCACGCGUGAUAACGAUGCCAUUGUGUGGAAAUACCAUGCACACCACAGAAGUCACGCGAGAAUUUCAGGGGAAAGAAAGAAAAUCAAGAUCUAAUCUGAAGAAAUGUCUGGCAUCUGCUUUGGCAAAGGAUCUAAACAGGCUGCUCCUCGAAGAGAUCGAGGCUGAUGUCACUCUCCGCGUCGGUUCCAGCACCUUCCGGGCCCACAGGGCAGUUCUGCUGGCCCGGGCCUCACACCUCCUCGAGGAUGCGUCUGCGGACUCGGACUUAAUCCACGUGAAGAACCUCAAGCCCGCGGAGCUGAAGGACUUUUUACUACGGGCAUACACCGCUGAGGAGAGGAUGGGAAGGGCCCAGAGUUCUACGGCGGGAUUCCAGGAGCCAGUCAGGGAGGGAGAAGGCACAGUAUCGCCGUUACCCGCGGAAACCUCAGAGGAGCGAAACUCAGAAUCCCCGGCCCUAGAGACGGCCUCUGGGCUGGGAGCGGACCUGCUGGACCUGUACCAGACGGGCCGUGCUUCUGACAUCAGCAUUCAAGUCGGGGCCCGGGUCUUCCAGGCUCACAGGCCCAUCCUGUGCGCGCGCUCCCAGUACUUCAGCGCCAUGUUGAGCGGGAGAUGGAUGGAGAGCUCCAGACAGUGCAUCACUCUGCAGGGCCUGGGCCCCGAGGAGAUGGAGAUCCUCCUGCAGUUCAUGUACGGGGCCACUCUGGACCUGCCCCUGGGAGCCAAUCUAUGUCAGGUGGUCUACGCCGCGGACAUGCUGGGCCUGGACGGGCUGAAGGAUGUGGCGGAGGUAGUGCUGACGCGGGACUACUGCCGAUUCUUCCCCAAGCCAGUGGAUGGGGUUCAGAAGUCCAUUCUUGAGUGCCUUUCAAUAUCUCAUUCCCUGGGCCUGGAGCGCCUGUAUGGUUUUUGUGUAAGGUGGGUGGCGGAACACUUUGUGAAGUGCUGGGCUGAGAGGAGUUUCGCCCUCCUGCCGACAGGGCUUCAGAGGCACUGCCUCACAACUGUGACCGAGGCAACGACGGUGAAGAACGUGGUGUCCCUGCUCUGCAGCAGUGAGCAGCUGAUUGGCAGCUUGCCUGAGGUGAAGUGGGCCAAGCAGGCCCUGGCCUUGGCCAAUGAGCUGCAGGAGGCGUGUCUACGCACCAUCGUGACCCACCUCCCCGAGGUCACCCACACCGUCGCCUUCCACACCCUCCGAAGGGCGGAGGAGUUCAGCCUGGAGCCCCGCACGCUGAAGAAGAUAUGCGUGGCGGUCAGGGACGGCGUCGCCGUGGAGAACUGCUGCGGCCUCUUCGCCGCCGUGGACGCCUUGGCCGGCGACGAGGAGGAAGGGGAGGGGCUUCCGGAGGAGGACGGCGGCGGCGCCCAGGGAGGUCAGGAGUCUUUCAGGCAGGAGGUGCGGGCUCUGCGCGCGAGGCUCUGGACCUUCCUGCUGCAGUCCUUCUACGCCGUUCGCCACACGCAGGGAUGGCGCAGCCUGUCCCUCAAGCACAGGGAGCGAAUACAAGCAGCUGCUCUUGACAAAGGGGACGGUAGGAGACUUGGGAAGAAACCCAUAUUCACCAGCUCGCAGCAACAGAAACGCGUGAAAUGCCCCGCGUCCCCCCCGGCCCCCUCUGAGAGCCCCCGCCUGCCCAGGCCUCAGGACCCCCCCCAGAGCCAGCACCGCGCCGGGAGCGCCACCCCAACCGCAGCAGGGAGGAUGAAGUCGGAAGGCUCGGGGCAGGGCGCCGCCGGGAGGGGGGCAGGCAGCGAGGCCCCCAAGGGCAAGAACGCCAGGGCCAAGGCCCCCCCCGAGGACAGGAGCGCCGCCGCCAAGGCCAAAGCGCCGGUCAGGGCCAAACCGGAGCUCAACGGCGCCGCCAAAGCGGAGGACAGGGCCCGGCGGGAGAACUCGGCCCCGGUCGCCAACGGGCCCCGAGGCUCCCCUGUGGGGAGAGGGGGCAGAGAGCCGGAGAAGAAGGCCAAUCCGGGAGCAAGGCCCAAAACCGGCCCCGCCUCCUCCUCCGCCGCGACCGCCCAACCCAGGGCCGGCAAGCCGCAGAGGGCCGCCUCAGGGAUGGACUCGCCCCGGGGUCCGGACGGCGCCGGCCCCGCCCCCGGCCCCGCCCCUGCCACCAGUGCCUCCGCUUCCAGCAGCGCCUCCCCAGAGAACGGCUCCAACAGCCCCCGAAGCUCCACCCCAGGUCACAAGCCGAAGAGCACUACCCAGAUUACAACCAGGUCACCGCUGACCAAGACCGGUCAGAAACCGGAGCCUGGAAAGGCUAACAGCGCGGCAGGCAGGGCGUCUGCGAGAGAGGCAGCCGGCAAGGCCAAGCCCCCCCCGUCGGGCAGGGCCGCGGCAGCCCCGCCCGGGCCCAGAGCAGAGCCGAAAGGGAGGAGCGCACCCUCAGGUCUGGAGGAGAACCACGGCUCCAGGCCCGCUUCGGCUGCGAGCGAGCGGAAGACCGCCUCUCCCCGAAAAGAGGAGGGCAAGGGGAGCCCCCGAUUGGCCGCAGCGGGGGAGAGAGGGGCCGGCGAAGCGGCCAAGAGGAAGGGCGUGAAGACCACGCCCGCCGCCGGACCGGAGGCCAAACCCAGCGCCAAAUUGACGAAGCCUGGCCCCGCCCCCUCCAGACAGAGCCCCCUCCCUCCGAACAGAAGCGGGCCGAAGCAGAAGGGCUCCUCGGAAUCACCCGUGGGGAAGCCGGCCCCCAGGCAGGCGGGGCCGGUAAAGCAGCCCCCUUCCAGGGCCAAGAAGCAGGCGGCCAAUGAGAAGGAGGCCUCCCCUCGCGAAAGCCUGGACUCCAAAGAAGCUGAGACCGGUACCGGUGCUUCUGCGGCCUUCCUGGGAGCGGGGGCGGAGUCGGAGGCGGAGCUUUCCCAGCAGGGAGCGGCCGAGGCGGGGGCGUUGCCGCAGCUCCUCGACGUCACCGCGUUACCACUCGGCUCUCGCGGCAAAGGAGGCGGUUUGACCCUCCAGCCCGUGGCUGCGGGUCCUGAUGAGCCGCGCGUUCCCGGCGAAAAGCCGGAUCAGUGGGCGGAGCCAGAACCUGGGGCCGCAGCGGACGGAGCGCAGUCAGACCGGCCCCCGGCCCCGGAACCCGCACGAGGCAGACUCACGGAGGGAGAGGAGAGCGCGGGGAAACAGGCGGCCGGCCCACCCAUCCCCUCCCGCCUCUACGCCGGGCAUGGACGUGGGCUGGGCCCCCCGGACCCCCCCGCGGGCAGCCCCGGCGGUUCGGAGACCCCCCCGGAGGACCCGUGGGGCGGCCCGCGCCACCAGGCCAGCCCCGAGUCGGAGACCGGCAGCGCCACCACCUCGUCGGACGACAUCAAGCCGCGGUCGGAGGACUACGACGCGGGCGGCUCGCAGGACGACGACUGCCCCAACGAGCGCGGCGCCUCCAAGUGCGGCACCAUGCGCUGCCCCGACUUCCUGGGCCGCAGCAGCAGCGACACCAGCACCCCCGAGGAGCUGAAGGCCUGCGACAGCGGGGCGGGGCUCCGCGUGGAGGUCCGCCUGCGGGGGCGGGACUGCGCCGACCCCUUCCACGCCCACUCCACCAGCGAGGAGGAGGCGGCCCGGAGGAGGCCCCGGUCCUGGCUGCCGCGGGGGGACGACGCCCCCGGGGGGGACGAGCCGGCUCAGGACGAGGAGCCCGCCAGCGCCAAGGGCGCCCCCGACCUCGGGCUCUUCUCCGACGAGGGAGAGGACGAGGAAGAGGGAGGGGCGACGGGGGACGAGAGGUCGGAGGUGGAGGUCGCCCGCGGGGAGGCCCCGCCCCCGCCCCCGCCCGCCGACCCCGCCCCUCCGUUCCGGGGCAUCGUUAACCCCGCCUUCGAGGACGCGGGCGAGCCGGCGAACGAGCUUCCCGACUACCAGCCGGCGUCCGGCUUCCGCCGCUCGGUGCUGCUCUCCGUGGACGAGUGCGACGAGCUGGCGUCCGAGGAGGGCGUGGCGCAGAGCCCCCCGCGCAGGCCGGGAGGCCCCCUCGUGCCCUGCGACGUGUUCGAGAGCGACCCCCGCGACCCCCGUCCCGACUCUCGCUCCGCUUCGAGACGCCCGAGAAGCACGCCCAAAGAUCCUCCCGCUCCAGAGAGCGCGGGGGAACGAGACGCCGUGACGACCAUGUCGCUCGCGGAGACCCCUGGGAAAGAGCGUGAGGGCCCCGGGGCGGGAGGCUUCAAAGCCGGCCCCCUGCUCGCAGACCCCGACGCCCGUGACCUCCAGCCCCAGGAGAGGCCCUGCCGCUUGGACCUCCGGAACGCCGAGCGCUACGGCGACGGGAACUCUCCGGCCGAGCCCGCGGACGCCAAGAAGGCGGACUUGCGCCUGGACUUGCGCGAACCACAACUGACAAUGAGCGAUCCCACACACACUGCCACUUCCCCAGCAGGGGACUUAGAUGAUUGUGACAGACUGGAUCAAACCUCCACAUAUGACCGCCGCCCAUCCAAAACCCUCUCCCCCAUUUAUGAGAUGGAUGUGGGAGAAGCCUUUGAGCAGAGCUCGGACCUGGACAGGUGCACUGUGGGGCAGCCGGAGCAGCCACGCAAGGAGGAGGAGGAGGAGAAGGUGGAGGAGGAGGGGGAGAACAGAGAGUUUGCACAGCGGGACUGGACUCUGCUUCGCCAGCUGCUCUCAGACCAGGACUCCAGCCUGGGCAUCAUAAACUCGGUCCCGGAGGACCUCAACCUGGCCCAGUACCUGAUCAAGCAGACGCUGGCGCUGUCACGGGACUGCCUGAAGACGCAGGCCAUGCUGCCCCACGAAAAGGAGACCUUCAAGAGGUGGGCGGAGCUCAUUUCGCCCCUGGAAGACUCCACCGCCAGCAUCACCGUCACCAGCUUCUCCCCGGAGGACGCCGCUUCCCCACAGGGCGAGUGGACCAUUGUGGAACUGGAAACGCAUCAUUGACGGCAGGAAGGGGGCAGGGCCUAAAUGCCACCACUUUGUAAACAUUACAUUUCUAACCAGACCGUUUUUUCUGCCUGUCUGGAAUAAGGAUUUUUUUUUUUUUUUUUUUUUGCUUUUCCUCCUGUUGGUUUGUUUGCUUUUUGAUGAACCUUCAGUAUUUGGAGUUUCUUGCUUCUUCUGCUGUUUUUCACUUUUCAUAUACCUUUUGAAGUACUAAAAAACUAUUUGUGUAACAGACAUUUGGACAGAAAUUAGCAGUUUUGCAUGUGAACAUUUUGUAUGUUUAACUGUUUAUGUGAUAUUGAUGCGACCUUUGUAAAAAAAAAAAAAAAAAGAAACAAAAGGCGUAUGUCUUUCGCAUAGCUCUA